GGAGCAUCGUUACUUUCAAAGAAUAUUCUGUAUUAUAAAGAUGUUUUCUGUGAAAAUAAUUAAUAAACUAAACAGAAAAGCAAUAAGAAGAACGUUCAGUGGGAAUGUCGUGGGUGAAAAGACAGCUCUAUAUGAUUUUCAUGUGGAAAAUGGUGGAAAGAUAGUUAAUUUUGGAGGAUAUUUACUUCCCGUGAUGUACAAUGAUUUCAGUAUGGUAAACUCCCAUCUGUUUACACGAAAAAAUGCAUCUUUGUUUGAUGUAUCUCAUAUGCUUCAAACAGAAAUUCGAGGAAGUAGAUGUAUUGACUUCCUAGAAACCAUUUGCACAGCAGAUAUCCAAGGAACUCAAAUUAACGGAGCAACUCUUACUAUAUUUACAAAUGAAAAUGGAGGUAUUAUAGACGAUCUCAUUGUUACAAAAAUUACAGACGAUCAUCUCUAUCUAGUAUCAAACGCUGCGAGGAAACAACACGAUCAACAGUUGAUGUUAAAAGCUUUAGAAAAAUAUAAACGGUCAAAUUUGGAUACCGACAUAAAAAUAAAAUUUUUCGAUCCCAAAGAAAGAAGCUUAUUGGCUCUGCAAGGUCCUAAAGCAGCCGAAGCAUUACAAAAUCUCACUGAAGUUGACCUGUCAAAUUUAUAUUUUAUGAAUACUACUACAGCAACAGUGACCGAUGUAAAAGAUUGCAGGAUUACGAGAUGUGGAUACACCGGCGAAGAUGGUUUUGAAAUAUCGAUUCCUGCAUCUUAUAGUGUGAAUGUUGCGAAGGUUUUAUUAGAAAAUAAUUGCGUAAAAUUAGCCGGACUUGGAGUGAGAGAUUCGUUAAGAAUGGAAGCAGGUUUGUGUCUUUAUGGUAACGAUAUAACUGAAACAACAACACCUAUUCAGGCUGCAUUAACAUGGCUUGUGGCAAAAAGAAGACGGGAAAUGAGAAACUUUCCAGGGGCGGAUAUAAUUCUCGAGGAGAUUCAGAAAACAUCACCAAUCAAAAGAAUAGGUUUAUUGUCUUCGUCGGGUCCGCCAGCUAGACAAGGAGCUAUAAUUUUUUCUGUAGACGGAAAAGAAUUAGGAGAAGUAACAUCUGGUUGUCCGUCUCCAAGUUUGGGAAAAAACAUUGCAAUGGGUUAUGUAUCAACUGAUUAUAGUAAAAUUGGUACUAAAGUUAGUUUAAAAAUUAGAGAUAAAUUGUACGAAGCUAAAGUCAGUAAAAUGCCUUUUGUAAAAGCGAAUUAUUAUGUAAAACCAAAACAGAAUGUUAAUUAAAAAUGAGAAAAUGUUUCUACUUUUAUUAUAUUUGUAAGUACUACUGAUACAUAGAUAACAAAUUUUUAAGAUAUAUAAAUACAUAUCCUUCCAAUCGUUCCACGAAUUUUAACAAGAAGACCCCCAAUAAUCCGGCGUCUCCUAUAAUCCGAUAUGUCUACGAGAAUUAUUAUUUUUCGUAGACAAUCUUCGCUGAUGUAUGUUUCAGAUCAACCACCUCCUGUACGCGCCGUCACCAUUGUACUCGACCUUUGAAUUAAUAGUACUGAAAGGAGUAAUGAACAAAAGUUUGGUACCCAGCGAAAGACUAGCAAAGAGAACGGUCGUUGUCCAUAUUGUUUGGCGAUAAGAAACUCGAUCAACGGGUCUUAUCACAAAUACAACGGACGGGAAUUAUACUUUUCGGUUUUCGAAAAUUAUUUUUAAAAAUUUAUUUUACAAUAAUUGAAUGAAUACAAUUAAUCUCAAGCGAACUAACUGAUAUUCAUUGAAUGAACUAUAUUUUCAAGAACGAUACAUAUAUUCAUUGCCAAGUUGUUUACAAAUAUUUGUAUUUAGUGUUUAUGAUAUUUAAUACAAUUGCGUUUUAUAUAAAUGUCCUUCUAGAAUUUUCUCCAUGUAACUCCUCCAUCCCUAAGAAUGAAAAAUGACGGAGUUAUUUUUCAUAUCUUGUUGUCUUCUUUCUUCUAAUUCGAUGUUUUCUUUCUUCUUUUCUUCAAAUUUCUGUUUUCUUACAAAUUUACUUUUAUAUUUACGAAUUAAUCAUAAUGUUAUGAAAAUUACACAAAUUAUUAUUAUUAUUAUAGUAAAUAGUCCAAUUGAUACAUGGAUUUGCGGAUUAUAAAUUUCAUGAAUUGGUUUUAUAUUUCUAGCAAUUUUAUUUAUUUUAUAUAAUUUGUCAAAAUCUAUGUUGGUUGGAGAUUUAUAAAUUUGAUUAUUUAAAAAUUUGAAGUUUAAUUUCGGUAAUAUUAUCGAUUUUCCUUUUUUAAUUUGUAUGUUGGUUGAAAAAAUUUCACUUUCUAUUUGAAUACUACAGUUCUUUGGAAUUUUUAUAAUUGAUGGAUAACUUAUUUUCAAAUAACGGUCCGAAACAAAUUUAGAAAUCACUUCAGUUUCUGAAUUUGGAAUUACUAAAAGUUCGUUAUUUGUUACUUGUUCUAAUAUAGUUUCUUGAAGAUUUAUUUAUUUAACUAACAACACAAUUUUCGGCAGAGCGUCCGUUUAACAAUUCAAUAGUACAAUUGUCUUUUAACUUAAAUGUUUCUUUACAAUAAUAUUUCUCUUCUAAUGCCGGACAUUCUUCUUUAAUAAAAUUAACUUCUUCUUGACUUCUGGCCAAGUAAGGUUGAGGAGGGAUAAAUAUUGUAUGAUUUUGGAUUAUAGGAUGUAAAUGGAAAAUUUUGGGAUUUGUUCUUCAUUAUAAAUAGUACUUAAGUAUUUCAUCAUUUCUAAAAUUUCUUGACUAGAUAUUACUGAACUAUGAAUCGUAUUUAAUUUUAAAAAUGUUAUGGCGUUUUCAAUAUUAUUAUUUAAUGUAAUCAAACUUUGACAGUCCAGAUUAAUCUGUGAUAUUGUACUGUGAAAUGUUAUAAUAUUAUUCAAAGUUAUUAUUUUAUUUUCUAUCGAAAUGUGAAAUUUCUCUAAAUUGUCAGAAAGUUUCUGUUGAUUAUUCCAUAGAGUCGUAAUCGAUUUAUUAUAAUGAUCAAUUAAUUUUUUAUGUAGUGAUAUUUGUAAAUUUACUUCAUGAAUUAUGUGUUUUUAAUUUUGUUGUAAAACCUUUAUAGCAUUAUCAUAUCUUUCUUCAUCAUCUGAAUCUAGAGUUCCAAAAAGCCAUUUAUCUAUUUUUCCUACUGUAUUUAUUAAUCCUCUUUUUAAUCUUAAAUGUGGAUAAAUAUUUUCUGAUUUUCUAUCUAAAGUAUUAAAUCACAAUUUCCGUUCUACUUAAUGAUUAUUCGGCUAAAUUAUGAUAUGAAAUAGGAUUUGUAGCGUUCGCUUGGGAUAAAUUAUUUUUUAAACUAUAAUAAUAUUGUUUCAAAUUAUUAAUUUGUUUAUGAAUAAAUUCUAAAUCUAUAUAAUAUAUAAAAGUGUAUUUAGUAUAUAUAAGAUUACUGGUUCCUAAAUUAAUGGGUAAUAAUAAGUUAUUUACUUUUGUAA
This is a messenger RNA of Diorhabda sublineata, 3418 nucleotides long. Its product is annotated as aminomethyltransferase, mitochondrial. Gene Ontology annotation, biological process: glycine catabolic process. The transcript is spliced from 6 exons. Lineage: Eukaryota; Metazoa; Arthropoda; Insecta; Coleoptera; Chrysomelidae. The record is from RefSeq and is a predicted model, not a curated record. Bases 41 to 1264 code for a protein of 407 amino acids. Gene Ontology annotation, cellular component: mitochondrion. Gene Ontology annotation, molecular function: aminomethyltransferase activity; protein binding.